CUGACUCACGCUGUGAGAUGAUCCAGUCUCGUCUGGACAUCUUCCUGUUCGCUGAUGUUUUCUUCGUGGAUUUUUACCUUCUGUCUGUGCUGGACUCUGGUUCACGGUGGCCUCCAUCUGAUUGGUUCCUCUCAGCCAAUCGUAGCUGCUCCUGGAGAUGAYGUCAUCCUGCCGUGUCGGAUGGAUCCUGAGUGGAACGCCGUGGGGAAGACRGUGGAGUGGUCCCGACCGGACCUGAGGCCGUCCGGCCCUCAGAAGCGUGUGGAGUACGUGUUCGUGUACCGCUUCAGGAAGACGGACCGAGACAUGAUGAUGGACACGUACAUCCAGAGGACGUCUCUGUCCCAGGACGGCCUGAGGCGAGGAGACGUGUCUCUGACCAUCAGGAACGUCAGCCUGCAGGACCAGGGCAGGUUCCGAUGCUUCAUCCCUCGCCUCGGGAUAGAAGCAGAACUUCUGCUUGUYGUUGAUCCAAACUUUGUUUCAACGACGACGACAGAAACGGUUCCUGGCAGAAACUUCAUCAUUCCGACGCCACAGGAGGAAACCAGCAGGAGCGGUUGGGUCAGAUUCCAUCUUUGCCUAGUUGUUUUUUCCUUCUUCAUCAUUUGUCUGGGUCUAGUUUCCGUUUGCGUCAUUAGAAAAUGGCAACAAAUACAGAAAUAAAGGCCUCAGUACUUCCUGUCUUGCACAGUCAACAGCCUGCUGAUCACCAGGUUGGUCACUCGGUCACAAGUCGGCCAUGUGUUGAUGCUGAUGGCAGGAACUUCCUUCCUGUAGAGGUCAGCAGGUCGACCUCAUCAUCACCGCGGCUUCAUCUGGAGCCUCAUUUGACGGGACAGGAUCAGGUUCUCCAAUCAUCUGAUGUUCAUUGUAUUGUUAAAAGACACAGAAAAAGCAGCAAGUAGAUUUAAAGACCUGGGAGUUUAAGUCGUUUAUUAUUACUGUGAAUAAAAUCUUUAAUGAAAGGAAUAACUGAAGUUAUUAAAGGGAAUAAAUACGUUUUUUAAURUAACAUCGGGUUUUGUUUAGAAACCUGAACCUGUUUGUGUUUCUCUGUGUGAAAGUUCAGGGUUUGAAAACAUUUUCAGUGUUAAAUCUGAUAAAAUAAGUGAAUGGAGCAGCGGCUGAAGCUGCAGCGCCUCAGAUAUGACCGGCAUCAGAGCCACGCCUCACACUGAAAAUAAAAACCAAACGCCGUUUUUAUUCAAUGUCAGCAGCCGACUUUAUAUUUCCGACCUCUUUGAAUGUUUUACUGCUUCAACUUGAUAAUAAAUGUUCAAUUUCUGAGAUUUUAAGUCAGAAAAAAUCUGUAUUAUCCCAGGAUUUUUAUUUAUUUAAC
Messenger RNA from Poecilia reticulata (guppy), 1342 nucleotides. Its product is annotated as myelin-oligodendrocyte glycoprotein-like. Lineage: Eukaryota; Metazoa; Chordata; Actinopteri; Cyprinodontiformes; Poeciliidae. Gene Ontology annotation, biological process: T cell receptor signaling pathway; regulation of cytokine production. Gene Ontology annotation, molecular function: signaling receptor binding. Gene Ontology annotation, cellular component: external side of plasma membrane. The record is from RefSeq and is a predicted model, not a curated record.